This is a messenger RNA of Thermothielavioides terrestris NRRL 8126, 1245 nucleotides long. Its product is annotated as glycosyltransferase family 4 protein. The record is from RefSeq and is a predicted model, not a curated record. The transcript has 3 exons. Lineage: Eukaryota; Fungi; Ascomycota; Sordariomycetes; Sordariales; Chaetomiaceae. The coding region runs from base 1 to 1245 and encodes 414 amino acids.
AUGAUGCGCGUCUUUCUUGUUCAGACGGCGCAGGGACUGACCCCCUCGUCGGGCGGCUACAAGGCGAACAUCAGCCUUCUCCGCACCCUCACCAACCAAGGCCACGCUGCCGCUCAGAUCUGCUACGGCUUGGAGCACGAGGUCGAGCAAUUCGCCCGCCGCGCUGAGACCAAGGGCGUCAAGCCCAACAUCACCGAGUCAAUUCUGCCCGUCGUUGAUCCCAAGGGAGUCACCCAUCAGCUCUACAUCAAGACGUUCACCGACGAGGACCAGAUCCACAAUCGUGAUGAAUUGAGCAGCCGCAUGCAGACCCUGAUCCGCCUCUUCUCGGAGCACAUCGCCAAGUUCAAGCCGACCCAUGUCGUUUUCAACGACCCGAUCACCAUGAAGAUCACCGCCUUCCACCCCGAUCGCGACACUUUCAAGCGCGUCAACAUCAUUCACACGGCCGAGCAGCUUCCCUUCGGACCUUUCUGCGCUGGGGUUGAUGGCCACUGCCUGUCUCCUGCGGUGGAGAACGAGAUGCUGCGCGGCCUUGAUGGAGUUUGGGCCGUGUCCAAGGCUGUUCAGGAGUAUGCUUGGGUGCACGGCAAGCUUGAGACGAAGUUCCUUGUCCAUCCUCCCCUGACCUACCUGGAUAAGGAAACGGGAGGCAUGCCAGUUGUGCGCCACAACAUCGACAAGGAUGAGAUCGGCAUGGUCAACCCCUGCCCUCACAAGGGACUCUCCAUCCUGGUUGCGCUUGCCAAGAAGUUCCCUCACAUGAAGUUUGUCACCUGGAAGAGCUGGGGCUCUCGGACCAUGCAUAUCCAGCAGCUUGAGGCUCUGCCCAACGUGAAGAUUGAGCCGACCACUCAGAACACUGACGAAAUCUGGGAUCGCAUCAAGGUUCUUCUGGCACCCUCGCUGUGGUAUGAGGCUUGGGGCAUUGUCGUGACUGAGGCCCAGCUGCGCGGCAUUCCCGUCAUUGCAUCCAACGCUGGCGGCCUUCCCGAGGCCAAGAUCGGUAUCCCGUACUGCAUUCCCGUGAAGGAGGUUACCGGUGAGCGCCAUGCCAAUGGAGACUACGUGGUGCCCGAGCAGGACAUCGCGCCCUGGGCAGAGGCCCUGGAGACGGUCAUGACGGACCGGGACGCCUACCAGGACCUGGCAACUCUCACUGCCACCAAGGCAAGCGAGUGGCUGCGUGGAAUGGAUCCCCGCGCCCACGAGAAGUGGCUCCUCUCGAUGAUGGAGCAGCAGUAA